Drepanopeziza brunnea f. sp. 'multigermtubi' MB_m1 is the source of this 1404-nucleotide messenger RNA. Its product is annotated as mitochondrial 37S ribosomal protein uS4m. The record is from RefSeq and is a predicted model, not a curated record. Gene Ontology annotation, molecular function: rRNA binding; structural constituent of ribosome. Gene Ontology annotation, cellular component: mitochondrial small ribosomal subunit. NCBI's taxonomy places the organism in Eukaryota, Fungi, Ascomycota, Leotiomycetes, Helotiales, Drepanopezizaceae. Gene Ontology annotation, biological process: ribosomal small subunit biogenesis.
AUGGCACGAAAAAGAUUUCACGGCCUCAAGAAGGUGAAAAUACGCGCAUCAUGGUCCAAGUUCAACCUCUACAACCUGAGCCGCUGGAGGCCCAUGAACACAUCCUACAACACCUUCUACCAGCAGAAAUGGCUUGGAAAGUCCAUGACCCGCGCAUACCACGGUGAGCAGAUCCGGGAGAAGCAAUGGCAGCGGAUGUUCUCGCCCCAUCUCAACUCGGUCGUCCCCAUGGACCCCAGAUAUCUGGCAGAAAAUGAUGGUUCGGAACUGGCUGCUGGGCGAGGCUCUGGCAAGGAAGAACCCUUGGACCCGAAGAAUCUGCAGCUUGGAAAGAACUUGAUACCGUACAUGCACAUGACCUAUGCGCCCAUCGAGAGGCGACUGGAUAUGGCGGUUUGGAGAGCAUUGUUUGCUAGUAGCGCGAGGCAAGCGAGACAAUUUGUUGUGCACGGCAAGGUCAAGGUGAAUGGCAAGAAGAUGCCAUAUCCCGGAUACCUUCUAAACCCAGGAGACCUGUUCCAAGUCGAGCCUGACUCAGUAAUGUUCGCCACAGGAGCACCGAAGGAUAUAACUCAAAGAAGGGAGGGAAGGAUACUCCGAAAGUCCUCGGCCCGGGUCAACAUCACGAUGGAGAAAUUUAGAGCACAGCAACUAGAACGAAAGGCCGCAAGCCGUGCCGAAAGAGCAGCCAAAAUAGCCGAAGCAGAAGCUGCAGGAGAUGUUUCCAUUUCCAAGCCCAAACCUAACCGGUCGAAUCAGGAGGAUAAUUUGGUACUUCGCCACCAACGACUAGCUGACACAACCGAACUGCUGAAGCAAGCCGACAGACUCCAGAAAAAUCGCCGAAAACCCAUAAGCGGCAAGCAGAAGCAGGUGCUGCGAGCCCUCGUCAAGAAAGUUAAGGUGUACCGGGCCAACGUCUUCGGGCUGUCUAUCGACAAGCUCGAGCAGCAGCGCCGAGAGAUCGCUGCCGAAUGGAAAGAAGCCCGCACGCACUCCGCCGAACAAGCCAGACGGGAGCGCAAGCGGGAGCGCGCCCGAGAAAGGAAGAAGAACAACCCCCCACCACCCAAACCAGACGAGCCAGAAGAUCCAGACAGACCCGCGAAACCAACCUACGACGAGCGAAUCUCGAAGCAGCGGCGGCUGGACGCCGCCGAACGGAUAGCGCGCAUCGAAGAGCAGUUGCAUGACCCGACGAAGCCGUAUGCGACACCGUGGCGCCCGCGGCCGUACAUGAGCGCGUUUGCGUUCGUGCCAAGGUAUCUGGAGGUCAACCACAAGAUCUGCUCAGCGGUGUAUUUGCGGGAUCCGGUGGCGAGGCCGGGUCUCACGGAGGUGCCGAGCCCGUUUAACGCUGAGACGAUGCAGUUGGCAUUUACGUGGUACCUGAGGAGAAGGUAG